CGGUCGCCACGGGGUAUAUAACCACCGUAGUCUACGUCACCUCACUCAGAACCUAGACGUGAAUCAACAUGGUGGGGUUUGUGAUCGUCGCUUUGGUUGCCGUGUUUCAGGUGAUAUCAUGCCAAGAGCCGCCGCCAUUCCUGGCCAAUGUGCCAGAACAAUGCCGCCGACCUCCAGAAGGAGUGGACAGACCCCAUACGUGUUGCAAGAUACCCAGCUUCUUCAAAGACGAGGACCUUCAGGAGUGCGGGUUCAAGAAACUGGAGGAUGAGCCGGAGAGGCCUGGACCUCCUCACGGACCCCCAGACUGCAGCAAGCAGUUAUGCCUCAUGAAAAAGUACAACCUCCUCAAGGGCGAGACCGACGUUGACCACGAUGCAACCAAAGAAUACCUGCAGAAGUGGACGGAAUCGAAUCCUGAGUGGAAAGAGCCGAUGGGCGCUGCCAUCGAGCGGUGCAUCGGGCAGCCCCUCCCUGGCCCGCCUCACAUCUGCGAGGCCAAUAAAAUGGUCGUCUGCAUCAGCUUCCAUUUGUUCGGGAAAUGCGUGAACUGGUCCGACACAGAAGGCUGCAAGAAACUGAAGGCACACAUGGAUGAAUGCGCUCAGUAUUUUCCAAAGCACUAAAAUCCUCGUAUAAAAAUACAACAAAAUAGAUAGAAUUUGUAAAUAAAGUGUUACCUACGCGAAA
This is a messenger RNA of Ostrinia nubilalis (European corn borer), 690 nucleotides long. RefSeq lists its product as uncharacterized. The record is from RefSeq and is a predicted model, not a curated record. Gene Ontology annotation, molecular function: odorant binding. The coding region runs from base 69 to 626 and encodes 185 amino acids. Lineage: Eukaryota; Metazoa; Arthropoda; Insecta; Lepidoptera; Crambidae. The transcript is spliced from 5 exons.